Messenger RNA from Bombyx mori (domestic silkworm), 1125 nucleotides. RefSeq lists its product as uncharacterized. Gene Ontology annotation, molecular function: N-acetyltransferase activity. Lineage: Eukaryota; Metazoa; Arthropoda; Insecta; Lepidoptera; Bombycidae. Bases 137 to 979 code for a protein of 280 amino acids. The transcript is spliced from 5 exons. The record is from RefSeq and is a predicted model, not a curated record.
UCUUCUUUAUUUUCUCUUUGAUCAAAUCUUAUUGUCAAUUUGAGUAAUUAUGUACAUAUCUAUUAGUAUGAAUAUGUAACUCAAAUUCCAAACAUGAUUUUUUUUAUAAAUUAAAAAAAUAUAAAUAUAUUGCACAAUGCACGCUCUCCAAAUUUUAAGAAGUGGAUUACGUUUACCUUUUUUUGUUGAUAGAUUGAGUAUCAGCACCACAGCUAAGAGUUUACGAAAACGAUCACCUUGUGACGUCUGCCUUUACCCAACUGACAAGAAACCGUGUUUCGACCUGCGGAAUGUAUCCAUUGAGUUCGGCAACCAAUGUCACGCGAAAUUAAUACGAUCGUUCCUCUACACUCAUUUCUGGCCUCGGGAGCCCAGUGUCGUUGGUCUGUGGAUGUCUUUGGAAUGCCCUUACCUUGAAGUUCUGACUGAAAAGUACUCUAAUUCAGGAGAUCGGUUCUUGGCCUUUGAGCGGAUCCAACGGACAGGCGAGCGGAAAUUGGCAGGAGUUUGCGUAGCUAAUACGGUCAGACCUUGGAAAAUCAAGGAAUUGGAAGAAUGGGCUCACAAUACCGACUCAAAACCAGAGAGGCACCGCAUGUAUUUCUGUGCUCACUGUUUGAAGAGUCCGAACUUAUUUGCUAAGUACAACGUUGAUUACAUCUACGAUGUCGAAGUACUGACGACCGCAGCAGAAGUGACAGGUCAGGGACUGGCCACGCUUCUACUUCGCACGGCGCUGGCUCACGCGAAUGAGCUGCGUCAUCCAUUGGUACAAACUGUGGCGGUCAGUCAGUACACAUCCAAAAUAUGCGAAAGAGUCGGUAUGCGACGGGAAUGGUCUAUGAAUUAUGCCGACUACGUGAACGACGCAGGUCAGCGCGUGUUCUUCCCCCGAAGACCGCACCACACGGUCGCUAUUUAUGUGAAACAUUUUGAUCCUAAAAAGGGUGGUGAGGUUCCGUGCAAGCCUCCAUAUUAAGCCCGACAGCCUCAGAAUCUGUAUUGGUGUGCUUCCAACAGCGGCCAUGCUUUUUAUCAUCUUCCGGUUUUGACAAAUUACAGCUUUGUUUCGAUGAUACGAUUAUCAACUAAAUUAUGUGUGAUUAAACAAGUUUUAUGGUUCAA